Messenger RNA from Penicillium olsonii, 1818 nucleotides. The record is from the annotation of a GenBank genome assembly. Lineage: Eukaryota; Fungi; Ascomycota; Eurotiomycetes; Eurotiales; Aspergillaceae.
AUGUAUGACUCUGAAAGUGCGACGUCUAGAUUUAUUGAGCUUAUUUCUCCAAUUUCCCGUAAUCAUUCGACCGAAGUCUCUCCUACUCCCCCCUCAGAUGCCUCACUCCUUCAAAGAACCCCCUUGACUGACUUUGGCCGUGCAAUUGCUGCCUUUGAUACUCCACCACUGAUGGCUGCCCCCGAGAGCCGUAGUUCAGCUUCGGCUCGUUCUGCUUCUGAAGAGAUCUCCUCCACGUUUGACCGAGUCUCCACACCUACUGAUAUUCAAACUGCAGCUUUGAAACAAUCGGGCUAUCGGAUCCGUCACUCAAAAGAAACCGCUCACUUUCGGACAGCUCCCUGGAGCAAGAUAGAUCCCAUCGUUGAGGAUUUCCCGAAGUCUCCCACAUCACCCGGGCAAACUCUUAGCCUGGUCAGUCUCACCGAAAACGAAUUGCUGGGUGAAACUGGCGAGGAGAAUCUAGAGCAAGCUUCCCCCACAACUCAAGAACUAACCCCCGAAGAAGCUGAUAUCGAGUUCGACCGCCGUUUGAGCCAACCUGGAUUUGCGCAUCCUCUCGUCCUCAUCGAGUGGUAUUACACAGGCCACACCUGGGAUGAUAUUUCUCGUGAUAUGGAGCAACUUCAGUUGCAGCUUUCGUCUCAUAACAUCAUUGCACCUGAUGGCAUCCUAUCGCGACAGGCUCGUUUCCUCCAGGAGAUAAUGCAUCCGGAGGAACAGACAUUGUCAAUCGAGGGGCUCUAUGCUGCCCAAGGUCUAUCCUUUCCUUUUAGCCAACGCACUCGCACUCCUCGCACUCCUCGCACCCCCCGCACCCCCCGCACAGGGAUCGAGUCUCCUUCCUUAACCAGGGCUCUAGAAAAUGCACUGUCCUCUCUAUUUGAUGUUCCCGAAGAACCAGCCUCUGAUAUCGAGGAAGACAGCGACGACGCAGUCGAUGCCACCAUCGACGUGGACCUCCCCGGACAGAACAAAGACCUUACAGCCACUCCCAGCUCGACGAGAUCCUCUAAUAAAUGGCAAUGGCCAAAGCGAGAAUCUGCUAUUCCUUCCCCGAGCAAUACAGAUGGGGAGUAUGACAGGACUUUCCAUUUACAACAGUUGAAGCCGUUACCCGAGUUUCGGAGACUGCGAUCCCUCAAGCUUACGGAGAUGGUUGAAAGUCACCAGCCGGACAUAUGGCUAGCUGUUUGGGUUAAUUUCAACCUUGAGACACUUGUACUGGAAAUGAAGAAUCGGCCACGGUGCAAGACACAAAUUGGCAGCACGAUUUGCGUCAACAUCGGGCCGGGAUGGGUGCGGAGCCACCAGUUCGAGGGAAAGGAGGUUUACCUUGGCAAUGGAAACGGCCGUUUGCAUUACAAGAACGGUGGCGGCGAAUACCUCGACAAGAUGGUCAUGGAGAAGGCCAAAGUCCGCGCAAUGGCUAUGGGUUACUUCCGGCGGCGCCUACCGGUCAAGCACCUGGUGUUGUCUGGGUUCGUGGUGGAUAGCGGCCCGUUCACCUCGUGGUUUGGAGGGUGCCUACGAACCAUCCACUUCAGGAAGAACUGUGUGGAUGCCGGGUGGUGGCUCCCCCACCACCUGGCGGGGAUCUGUGGCGUGCGCCACAGUGACUCGGGGAACUGGGAGGUGUUGUGUGUGCCCGGUGGGCUCGAUGAAGGAGACGCUGCUGCGGUGAGAAGUGGACGGGGGGCCAGUGAGGAGGAAGAUGAGGAGGAGGAGGAGGAGGAGGAGGAGGAGGACGUUGAUGUUCUCGGCAAGCCUUCGGGCUUGGCCGUGGAGGCAUUCUGGGAGUCGUCACUUCACCUCUGA